AUGAAAGUUCCAGCUAUUUAUAAUUUCCCUCCUUUUUUCACUCGUCAAGUGAAUGAAAACACUUGGCAAUCCCAAAAAUCGGCUUGGCAAAAAUGGAUCCAUAUUUGGUGCCGGGAGCAUAGAAUUACUCAGUUGAGUAUUCAUGCUGAAUUACUAGACAGCCCAUUAGUUCAUAAUGAAGCCAUUCACCGAACACUACCAUUACCUGUGUUCCGGGAAAUUGUAGAAGAUAUGGUGAAGCAAAAUUACGCUGAAUGGACUCAAAAGAAGGAACCUCGAGAUACCUUUUGGGUGUACUGGCGUUCCAUUGCUGAAUGGGGAAAUAUUAUCACAAAAUGGUUAUUUGACACCGGAAGAGAUGGUGCUGUUUGCACCUACUAUGAAUUACAGGAACAAUGCAAAGAAGUAGAUUGCUUGGAGGAAGGUCUACUACACAAAGUUUUAGAAUCGUUAAUGAAAAAAGGGAAUGUAGAGUUGAUGAAAGGUUCUUCUGGGAAAUACACCGGCUUCAAAGUGUUGUCCACAUCUUAG
This is a messenger RNA of Schizosaccharomyces osmophilus, 531 nucleotides long. It is a transcript of the gene vps25, whose product is annotated as ESCRT II complex subunit Vps25. Lineage: Eukaryota; Fungi; Ascomycota; Schizosaccharomycetes; Schizosaccharomycetales; Schizosaccharomycetaceae. The record is from RefSeq and is a predicted model, not a curated record. Gene Ontology annotation, cellular component: ESCRT II complex. Gene Ontology annotation, biological process: protein transport to vacuole involved in ubiquitin-dependent protein catabolic process via the multivesicular body sorting pathway. The coding region runs from base 1 to 531 and encodes 176 amino acids. Gene Ontology annotation, molecular function: structural molecule activity; protein homodimerization activity. The transcript has 3 exons.